Gryllus bimaculatus (two-spotted cricket) is the source of this 1387-nucleotide messenger RNA. NCBI's taxonomy places the organism in Eukaryota, Metazoa, Arthropoda, Insecta, Orthoptera, Gryllidae. The record is from the annotation of a GenBank genome assembly.
GAUACAUGUCACAAAGUGUUAUAAAUAAAUCAUGACCACAUCAACAACCAGACGUGAAGAACGAUUGGAUUCUUCUGUAAGUUUCUCUCGAUCACGUGGUCCAAGCCAGCAAACAGAGGAAGAUGAUGAUGAUGACGACAUUCAGAUAUCUCUAGCUCCUUAUAUACAAAGUUACUUAGCACAAAGUGGCCAUAGGUUGGGCUGUUGUGGACAUUGUUUGCCAAUUCCUUUUGAACGUGCUGCUCGAAGGUCAUGGUGGGAUCCUAGAUUUGAUUCAGAAAUCCUAGAAGGUCAAUAUCGGAGGAGUUCCUUCCCUCAGGUGCGAUUAAGAUUUCAGUAUGCGUUGGGCUACAUAUUGGCAGUUGCACUUGCUUGGUUUGUCUACUUUGUAUCAAUAGGCCUAAGUGGCUUGAUUCAUAAUUGGGUUGCCAUUGCAGGAACUUUUGCGGUUUUAAUUUUCACUUUUGGGUCAAUCUUUGUUUUGACAUUCACCAAUGUUUACAGAGAUUAUACUUUUCCUAUAUCGAUAUGCAUUGCUCUUAUCAUUAGCAGUCUAUCUCUUAUUUUCAUUAUUAUUGUUUCAACAGACAAUACUUCACCUGACAUUACACCUGUUGGCCAGUAUUCGUUAUGUAUUGAGAUAUUACUCAUAAUUUAUACUGUGAUUCCAUUACCACUCUAUGUGUGUGUAAUGAUAGGUGGCUUAUAUUCCAUAGUGUUUGAAAGUUUGUCAGCCUCAUUAAACUAUCAUGAUAUCAACAGUGUGGGAAUGGCACAAGGAGUAAUUGUGAGAGUGUUAUUGCAAUUGUGUGUUCAUUUUAUUGGCAUUCAUAUUUUAAUUAUGACUAAUGUUCGAAUGCGUGGUACUUUUAUGAAAGUGGGACAGUCUUUGCUAGUUCGCAAACAGUUAGAAAUGGAGAAACAGUUGAAAGAGAAGAUGAUACUCUCAGUUAUGCCUCCUAAAGUGGCUAAUUGGUUAAUGUUUGAAAGUGGUGGUGGAAGAGAUGAAGAGGCAGAUAAGUUUUGUUCAAGAGGAUCACAGCCAAGUGGAGGAGGAGAUAUUCGGUCACUUUUCCGUCCUUUUAACAUGCAUCGAAUGGAAGAAGUCAGUAUUUUGUUUGCUGACAUUGUUGGUUUUACCCGAAUGAGUUCAAAUAAAAGUGCUGAAGAACUAGUGAAUAUCUUAAAUGUGUUAUUUGAACGUUUUGAUGACCUCUGUGCUAUUCAUGGGUGUGAGAAGAUAUCCACGUUAGGUGAUUGUUAUUAUUGUGUUGCUGGAUGCCCUGAGCCUAACCCCGAACAUGCUAAAGCAUGUGUAGAAAUGGGCCUUGGAAUGAUAGAUGCCAUCAAGCAGUUUGAUGCAGAAACAAAUGAAGGUAAGAAUUAA